CCUAUUUUGUUGGUGUAAUUGACGGGCAAAUUAGUAAGUCGUAACGUAAAAAAAGUCAAUCGUUUUGAGUUUAGUAGAGAUUUGUAGUAUUUUUAAAUAACUGUGAAAUGGCAAAGAGAAAAAAUAAACCAUUAAUUGAUUCCGAUUCUAGCAGCGAAUGUUCCGACUUAGAUUCUCAAUUUCUAAACCUCGCUAAAAAGAAAAAGAAGCCAGGCGAAUCUCCACCCCCGUCUAAAUCCAAAGGCAAGUCGUCAGACAGUGAAUCAGACUGGGACGAUGAUGAUAAGAAAGAUGAUAAAUCAUCGUCAUCCUCCGGCUCAGAAUCCAACAGCGAUGCAAAAAGCGACACGUCGCGCAAGAAGGAGCCGGCGAGAUCGACACGCAAGAGCUCCUCUGAAGAGGAGCGGAGAAAAGCGGAGCAGAAGAGCGAAGUUAGGAAGAGUGUGGACAGCGUGGGAUCGGAGAAAAAGAAAGAUGUUUAUAGUGAACCAGAGGAGGGCGAAGUGUCUUCACAUUCGUCAGAUAAUGAUUCAAUCGACUCUGAGGAAGAAUUUGAUGAUGGAUACGACGAAAAUUUAAUGGGCGACGAGGAAGACAGAGCCAGGCUGGCCGCCAUGUCGGAGAAGGAGAGAGAACAGGAGAUAUUCAAACGUAUCGAACGGCGCGAUCUUAUGAAGACAAGAUGGGAGAUCGAGCGCAAGCUGCGGCUGGCGCGGCGCUCGGCGGCCGAGCGCGGCGCGUCGCCCGGCGAGCUGGCGCGCCGCCGCGAGCGCCGCAAGCAGCGCCGCGCCGCGCGCUCGCAGCGCGCCGCCCGCCCCGCGCGCCCCGCGCACCCCGCCCGCCCCUGCAUGCGGAUAGAACGGUGGGAAUCAGAUAUAGAGGAACCGAAAGAAGAAGAGACGUCGAAGGAGAAACCACCGCCCAGUCCGGGUGAAAUUGCUGAUGAUGGAAAGGAUUCAGGUGAGCAUAGCGGCGGGGGCGGGGGCGGGGGCGGGUCGCCGCUGUUCGGCGCGAAGAGCGAGCGCAAGCGCAACGUGGACGAGUCGCGCGUGAACGCGAUGGCGGCGCUGCGGGCGCAGCGGGACGCGCGCGCGCGCCUCAGCGAGCACCGCCUCAAGCGCCGCGAGGAGCAGCGCCGCCACACGGACGACGAUGCAGAUGCCGAAAUAAUCGGCGGCACGAGCAAGCAAAGUGUAAAGUUAAAAGCAUCUGAUAUUUACUCGGACGACUCGGGGAGCGAUUCGGAUGAUAAUAAAUCACAAGGCCGCCGCAGUUCCUCAUCAUCAUCGUCAUCAUCCGGUGAAGAGCCGGAGCCGAGGGAGCGGGAGCAGGAGGAAGUGAAAUACGCCGAUACUAGGGAACAAAUCAAUAAACUAAGACUUAGCAGAUUUAAAUUAGAAAGACUAGUCCAUUUGCCCUUCUUCGCUCGCGUGGUCACAGGGUGCUAUGUUAGAAUCGGUAUCGGAAAUAACAACGGCAACCCUGUAUAUAGAGUGGCCGAAAUAAUAGAUGUCUACGAAACGGCUAAAGUGUACAACUUGGGCAACACUAGGACGAAUAAGGGAUUGAAAUUGAGACACGGGACGCAGGACAGGGUGUUCCGCUUGGAAUUCGUCAGUAAUCAGGAGUUCACGGAGUCGGAGUUCCAGAAGUGGUUCAAGGCGAUCCGGGACGCGAGCAAGCGGCCGCCCACCAUGGACUUCGUGCGCAACAAGAUCGCCGAGGUGAAGGACGCGCUCAUGUACGAGUUCAAGGAAGAGGACGUGGAAAAGAUAGUUGCGGAGAAAGAAAGAUUCCGUUCGCAUCCCACCAACUACGCCAUGAAGAAGACACAGCUUAUGAAGGAGAGAGACGUCGCGCAAUUGAGAGGCGACGAGGAAUUGGUGAUGGAUCUGAACGCGAAAAUACAGGAGCUGGAGGAUCGAGCUAGCCAAUUGGACAAGACGAGAACGUCCUCCAUACAGAGCAUAUCGUACAUCAACAACAGGAACCGGAAGCUGAACGUGGAGACCGCGGAGAAGGCCAUCAUGGAAGAGAUAAAAGCGAAUAAAGGCAAAAAAACGGACGACCCAUUCACGCGGCGGCACACGAAGCCCGUGAUGAAUUUCAAAUCUCACCAGGGCGGGCGGAGUCAGGAGUUAGAGAAGAAUCAAGAGGAAGAAGCUGUGGCGCAGAAACAGAGGGAAGAAGAGAGCAAACUGAUAAAGGAGAGACAGGAGAAAGAGAGAUUGGCGCAGCAGAGCGAAGUGGAGAGGAGCAAGCCGAGGGAGAAGAGCGCGACGGACAGCAACAGUCUGUACUCUUUGCACGAUUUCGAUAUUAAUAUCGACAUCGACUUGCCCAUAGCCAGAGCGGUGACGAGCCAGCCGAAGCAGAUAACGACGAAGGUGAAGGAAACCGGCCCGAAGCGAUCGCUGAAUCUCGAAGAGUACAAGAAGAGACACGGCCUGAUAUAGUAUUGCUUCACUAGUGUAGGCGCGCGUGUUCGUUUGUUUCAUGGAAAAAAAAAAAAUUUUUUUUUUCAUUUUUUUUUGUUUU
Molecule: messenger RNA, 2538 nt
Organism: Zerene cesonia (dogface butterfly)
Lineage: Eukaryota; Metazoa; Arthropoda; Insecta; Lepidoptera; Pieridae
Gene: Rtf1
Product: RNA polymerase-associated protein Rtf1
Exons: 20
Coding region: 108-2456 (782 amino acids)
Cellular component (GO): Cdc73/Paf1 complex
Molecular function (GO): DNA binding; RNA polymerase II C-terminal domain phosphoserine binding
Source: RefSeq, a predicted model, not a curated record